GUGAGACGUGUGCCAAAUUAUUGCGCGCGCGUUUUUUUCUGCUCUGUAAAAGAUAUACGAAAUAAAAAAGAUAGUAAAUAGUUACUGUAUUUGUAAAGAUUAAGUUUAUUCGAUUAUUACUUAUUGUGUAAAUAUUUUGUAUACUUACAACGUUUAAGACGGUAUAUUUGUGAUUGUUUUUUUAAAUGGCAAAUAAAAGAAAUAAAAUCAGAACUAAAUCACAUUUGAAGGCGAAAAAAAUUGCGAAAGAAAUAUGUUCAAAAAUGAAAAGAAAUAAAAAAGGUUUAUUUGUUGGAAUAAAAGACAACGAGGAACAGUUUCCCAAGUGUCCUAAACUAAAGGAGAAGUGGAUUAUCGCAACAUGCCGAGACAGCAAUUGGUUUCCUGGAAAAAACAACGUAAUUUGUUCUAAUCAUUUCACUAAGGAUUGUUUCCGCCUUUUUCGAAAUCGACGCUUCCUGUUCGAAACUGCUGUGCCUACACUAAUGUUACCAUGUAUGAUUCAUGUUGAACAAAAAAAUGUUGAAGCAACGAUAGUUCCAGAAUUGUCAACGUCGAACUGGAACACUACAGCCUAUGACGUUAAUGAUACUCCAAUGCCAGAUGAUGACGCUGAAUACGAAGUUAUUAUAAAAUCAGAAGUAGAAUCCGAUGAUGAAGACCCUAGAGAACCCACCUCACAAUUACCACAAGCUACUAAAUGUUCUGCACCACUUCUUCAGCCUUCAACUUCAACUAAGAAUUUUACAAAUAGGGUAGCUGAUCCACCGAUACCAACAAAUGUCCAAUCAGCUUCCGAUUAUGAAAUAUCUGUAUCUAAUACGCAGCCUGAAACUUUGAGAAGGUUUAACGUCAAGCGGAGAAACUCAUCUGAACUGGGUAAUCUACAGAAUGACCAUGACAUUUUGGAAUGGGCAAUGAAGUUAGCUAGGAUGUCCCCACAGCAGCGAUUGUUUGCAAAAAAAGCGAUCAACGCUGUAAUAUAUGAAGCUGAACUUGGAAAUCUACAUGAAGAUUCAGUGUGCAUUAAUAAAUGUAAUGAGAGACAUUAAAUAAUAGUUUAAAAAGAUCAAGUA
This is a messenger RNA of Leptidea sinapis, 1076 nucleotides long. RefSeq lists its product as uncharacterized. The transcript has 6 exons. Gene Ontology annotation, molecular function: sequence-specific DNA binding. The coding region runs from base 186 to 1052 and encodes 288 amino acids. Lineage: Eukaryota; Metazoa; Arthropoda; Insecta; Lepidoptera; Pieridae. The record is from RefSeq and is a predicted model, not a curated record.